AUGUCACAUCCUAAAGAGACCACCGAGGACGAACUCGCUCCAACUGAAACCCAAGGAUACAAGGUCGGUCAAAGCAAGACUGUAGCCGAGCUCGCUGCUCUUGAUCAGGAAGACGAAUCGCUCCAGAGAUGGAAGGCAUCUCUUGGCUUAGGAGCCAAUGCUAAUGCAGGAGGCUCCAAGAGAGUCAUUCUCAAAACCCUCUUCCUUAGCUCUCCGACCCUUCCUACAACCAUCAGCAUCGAUCUCACUCAGCCUGCCGCUGAUCUUGCAAAAUUAAAGGCUAAGCCUUUCGGUAUCACCUUCACCGUCGAGAACGAAAUCGUAUCUGGCUUGAAGUACCUCCAAGUCGUAAAGAGAGCCGGUAUAAAUGUGGACAAGACAGAGGCUAUGCUUGGAUCUUAUGGUCCCCAAGACCCUGCAUACACCAAAGUCUUCGCUUCGGAAGAAUCGCCCUCUGGUAUGCUCGCUCGUUCGGGUAACUAUACUGUGCGCUCAAGAGUAAUCGACGAUGAUAAGCAUGUCUGGCUCGACUUUGAGUGGACCUUUAAACUUGCCAAGGAGUGGUAG
Messenger RNA from Kwoniella shivajii, 567 nucleotides. RefSeq lists its product as uncharacterized. Gene Ontology annotation, cellular component: membrane; cytoplasm; cytosol. Bases 1 to 567 code for a protein of 188 amino acids. The transcript is spliced from 9 exons. Gene Ontology annotation, biological process: Rho protein signal transduction. NCBI's taxonomy places the organism in Eukaryota, Fungi, Basidiomycota, Tremellomycetes, Tremellales, Cryptococcaceae. The record is from RefSeq and is a predicted model, not a curated record. Gene Ontology annotation, molecular function: protein binding; Rho GDP-dissociation inhibitor activity.